UUGCCCCCCGCCGCCGCCGCCAGCCAUGUGGCCCCCGUCUCGCCCUACAAGCCGGGCCACUCCGUCUUCCCCCUGCCGCCCUCCAGCAUCGGCUACCACGGCUCCAUCGUGGGCGCCUACGCCGGCUACCCCUCCCAGUUCGUGCCCGGGCUGGACCCCACCAAACCGGGCCUGGUGGGCAGCCAGCUGCCGGGGGCUCUGGGGCUGCCGGGCAAACCCCCCAGCUCCAGCCCGCUGACGGGGGCCUCGCCGCCCUCCUUCAUGCAGGGAUUAUGCCGGGACCCCUAUUGCCUGAGCUACCACAGCGCCUCGCACCUGGGCUCCGGCAACUGCUCCAGCUGCGUGCACGACCCCGGCAGCCUGAAGAGCGGAUACCCCUUGGUGUACCCCACGCACCCCCUGCACUCGGUGCACACCACGCUCUCCUCCGGCGGCACCCCCAGCCUGCCCGGCCACCCCCUCUACACCUACGGCUUCAUGCUGCAGAACGACCCCCUGCCCCACAUAUGCAACUGGGUGUCUGCCAGCGGACCCUGCGACAAGAGGUUUGCCACCUCGGAGGAGCUGCUCACCCACCUACGGACCCACACGGCCCUGCCGGGGGCCGAAAAACUCUUGGCGGGUUACCCUACCUCCGGGCUGGGCUCCGCGGCCUCCUGCCACCUCCACCUCCCGCCCGCCGCCCCCGGCAGCCCCAACACCUUACCGGCCUCCCUCUCCUUGAGGAGCCCACACACUUUGGGACUAAACAGGUACCAUCCCUACGGCAAGAGCCACUUGCCCACGGCCGGGGCCCUGCCCGUGCCCUCCUUGCCGGCCGCCGGACCUUACUACUCCCCGUACGCGCUCUACGGCCAAAGACUCACCUCAGCUUCUGCCCUGGGAUAUCAGUAACUACGGCAGCCCCUUCCCCGGCUCCAGCCUCUUCUUCCUCCUCAUCCUCUUCUUCCUCCUCGCUCCCCUCUCCCCCCCCUCCACGCUCCCUCCUCGGACUGUGUAUUUAUUUACUGUAUGUUAGCUUAAAGCUGGGAAUAUAAGUGCAUUAAUACACCCAUGAACCCAUGGUAUGCAAAAAGUCUGUGUCCAAAAAAAAAAAAAAAAA
Calidris pugnax (ruff) is the source of this 1102-nucleotide messenger RNA. RefSeq names its product zinc finger protein 703 (gene ZNF703). The annotation marks the transcript as partial. The record is from RefSeq and is a predicted model, not a curated record. Gene Ontology annotation, biological process: negative regulation of DNA-templated transcription. Gene Ontology annotation, cellular component: nucleus. The transcript has a single exon. NCBI's taxonomy places the organism in Eukaryota, Metazoa, Chordata, Aves, Charadriiformes, Scolopacidae.